This is a messenger RNA of Nicotiana tabacum (common tobacco), 423 nucleotides long. The record is from RefSeq and is a predicted model, not a curated record. NCBI's taxonomy places the organism in Eukaryota, Viridiplantae, Streptophyta, Magnoliopsida, Solanales, Solanaceae.
AUGACAAUUUGUCAAUGCUUUAUUGCAACACUUGUUGGUUUAACAGGGCUUUUUGCUAGUGGGGAUUGGAGGAAUUUGGAGAAAGAAAUGGAAGAGUAUAAAUUAGGGAAAGUGUCAUAUGUUGUGUACUUGGGUUUAGGAACUAUAUUUUCUCAAGCACAAACUCUAGGUUCUAUUGGAUUGAUUUUCAAGGUAUCUUCCUUGUUCAGCAAUGUGAUUUUAAUUCUAGGGUCUCCUCUUACUCAAAUAUCAGCUGUUGUACUUUUGCAUGAUAGUGUGAGCGGUUUGAAGUUAGUUUCGUUGGUUUUAGGCUUAUGGGGUUUUGUAUCAUAUCUGUAUCAGCAGUACCUUGAUGGUUGGUUGGCAAAUGCUGCUGAAAUUAGAACCUCUGAUCAUGAUGUUGAUGAAGUAGAGUCCCACUAA